This is a messenger RNA of Vigna unguiculata (cowpea), 3444 nucleotides long. RefSeq names its product 5'-3' exoribonuclease 3-like. Gene Ontology annotation, molecular function: RNA binding; zinc ion binding; 5'-3' RNA exonuclease activity. Lineage: Eukaryota; Viridiplantae; Streptophyta; Magnoliopsida; Fabales; Fabaceae. The record is from RefSeq and is a predicted model, not a curated record. Gene Ontology annotation, biological process: nuclear-transcribed mRNA catabolic process. Gene Ontology annotation, cellular component: nucleus.
AUUCAUACGGUCGGAUUCUUUGCCCUAGCAAUCCAACACGCGCGAGAGAGUGUAGUAGCUCAACAAGAAGGAGCAGCGCCCGCGCUCUGGAAUCAAAGUUGGCCUAUUUCGCAUAUUCUUCUUCUCCGUUUAGACUAGAGAGAGUAGUGAGUUUGGAUUGGAUAAAAAGGGUUUUCGGUUUCGGCGAACUGAAUCUGAGUUCGCGACUGAACGAUGGGUGUCCCUGCCUUCUAUCGAUGGCUGGCGGAGAAAUAUCCGAUGGUGGUUGUGGACGCAAUUGAAGAGGAGUCGGUCGUCAUUGACGGCGUUAAGAUCCCGGUCGAUACGAGUGAGAAGAAUCCUAACAACAUCGAAUACGAUAAUCUUUACCUCGAUAUGAACGGCAUCAUUCAUCCGUGCUUUCACCCCGAGGAUAGGCCCUCUCCGACGUCGUUUGAUGAGGUGUUUGAGUGUAUGUUCGACUACAUUGACAGGUUAUUCGUCAUUGUGCGGCCUCGGAAGCUGCUCUACAUGGCUAUUGACGGUGUUGCGCCGAGGGCGAAAAUGAACCAGCAACGGUCUAGGAGGUUUAGGUCUGCGAAAGAUGCUGCUGAUGCGGCUGCUGAAGAAGCAAGAUUAAGGGAAGAAUUUGAGAAGGAGGGCAGAAAGCUUCCUCCUAAAGAAGAGUCACAGACUUUUGAUUCAAAUGUCAUUACUCCUGGAACUGAAUUUAUGGCUGUCUUGUCAAUUGCACUUCAGUACUAUAUUCAUCUUAGGUUGAACAAUGACCCUGGAUGGAAAAAUAUUAAGGUUAUCCUCUCUGAUGCAAAUGUUCCUGGUGAAGGGGAGCAUAAGAUUAUUUCCUAUAUCCGUCUGCAGAGAAAUCUUAAAGGUUGCGAUCCAAAUACACGGCAUUGCCUGUAUGGUUUGGAUGCUGAUUUGAUUAUGUUGGCAUUGGCUACCCAUGAAAUUCAUUUUUCAAUCCUUAGAGAGAUUGUAUUUACUCCUGGACAAGACAAAUGCUUCCUCUGUGGUCAGAUGGGUCAUUUUGCGGCAAACUGUGAAGGAAAGGCAAAAAGGAAGGCAGGAGAAUUUGAUGAAAAAGGAGAGGCUGUUGUGGCCAAAAAACCAUUCCAGUUCCUGAAUAUUUGGACUCUGAGAGAAUAUCUGGAGUAUGAGAUGAGGAUACCUAAUCCUCCAUUCAAGAUUGAUUUUGAAUGCAUUGUUGAUGAUUUCAUCUUCAUGUGUUUCUUCGUCGGCAAUGAUUUCCUACCUCAUAUGCCUACACUAGAGAUUCGUGAGGGUGCAAUUAACUUGCUGAUUGCAGUAUACAAGAAAGAAUUUAGGGAGUUUGGUGGUUAUUUAACCAAUGGAAGCACGAUAAAUUUGAGCAGGGUGGAACACUUCAUUCAGGCUAUUGGAUCUUAUGAAGAUAAAAUAUUCCAGAAAAGAGCUCAAUUACACCAGCGACAAACAGAGAAAAUAAAGCGAGGAAAGGCACAAGCAAGAAGAGGAGAUGAUGCUAAACCUCAAUUUCAACCAGACUCUUUAGUAGCAGUUUCACAAUUUCAUGGUUCUCGUCUUGCUUCGGCUCCAACUCCUUCACCAUUCCAACAAUCCAGGCAUUCUAAUUUUCGUUCAUCAGUUAGAAAAGACCGAAAAGAAGCCUUUGAGAGGCCUCAGAAAGUUGCUAGGUUAUCUUCAGGAGCAAGUGUUGCUGCUGCUAUUGUUGAAGCUGAGAAUAGUCUUGAAAUUGAAGUUCUUGAUAAUAAAGAUGAACUGAAAACAAAAUUGAAAGAGAUACUUCGUGAGAAAUCUGAUGUAUUCAACUCCAAAAAUGCUGACGAGGACAAGAUUAAAUUGGGAGAACCAGGCUGGAAAGAGAGGUAUUAUGAGGAAAAGUUUUCUGCUAAAACUCCUGAGGAACUUGAAGCUAUACGAAAAGAUGUUGUCUUGAAAUACACUGAAGGCCUAUGUUGGGUGAUGCACUAUUAUUAUGAAGGUGUUUGUUCUUGGAAUUGGUUUUAUCCUUAUCACUAUGCCCCCUUUGCGUCUGAUCUCAAUGGCCUUGGUGAACUUGAUAUUAGCUUUAAUCUGGGUACUCCAUUCAAACCAUUUGACCAGCUUUUAGGAGUCUUUCCUGCUGCAAGUUCUCAUGCUCUUCCUGAGCCAUAUAGGAGACUUAUGACGGAUCCAAGCUCACCAAUUAUUGAUUUUUAUCCAAUUGACUUUGAAGUGGACAUGAAUGGCAAACGCUAUGCUUGGCAGGGUAUUGCUAAGUUGCCUUUUAUUGAUGAAGGGCGCCUUCUGGCAGAAGUUCAAAAGAUUGAAAACUUUUUAACACCUGAGGAAAAGCGAAGGAAUGCUAUAAUGUUCGACUUGCUCUUUGUGAAUUCUUGUCACCCUCUAUCUGCCUGCAUAAGUACACUCGGCAACAAGUGUAAAAACAUGUCAGACAGUGAACGGGCUGUUGUGAAGGAAAGAAUCAAUCCAAAAGAAAGGAAUACAUGCAGUGGUGGAAUGAAUGGUUACAUAUCCUUAUGUGGUGGAGAACCUUGCCCUCCUAUCUUUAGGUCUUCUAUUGCAAGCAUGGAAGAUAUCAUGGACAAUCAUGUUAUAUGUGCAAUAUAUAGACUCCCAGAUGCACAUGAACACAUUACCCGACCACCACAAGGAGUUAAAUUUCCAAAAAAGACUGUUACAAUUGGAGAUCUACAACCUGAACCUGUUUUAUGGCAUCAAGAUUCAGGUAGGAGACACCAUGCUGAAAAUUGGAGGAAAAACCCUCCAGGAUCUAUUACUGGUCGAGAGCUUGGUGAUGCUGCACAUAGACUUGUGGUGAAUUCCUUACAGGCAAAGGUUGACACUACUGGUUACCGCCACCGGCCGCAUAAUGGACCUCCUAAAUCUUAUCCCGCACCAAUGGGUCAUCGAGAACCAGUGUCUUAUGAAUCACGCCCAGGACACGAUGCUGUUCCUACUAAACAAAACCUCCCACCAGGUCAGCAAUCAAAUUCUAACCAAAAAGAUGACUAUCAUAACUCUAGAUCAUAUCAUCAUGAAAGAAAUUACCAUUCGAGGCAUCGUCAUGAAGUUAGUCACCACAGCCGAAACAACGCAAGUGGGCACCGGGAGCAUGCCCAUCAUUCGUCCAAUCACUAUUCUUCAUUAGAUAGACGACGGAACAAGGAUGCAAUGCCACCACCUUACAAUCGCAGAUAAUUUCAUUUAUCCGGGGAAUAUUAUUCCCCACAAAUUAAAACUUGUUGUACCAUAUAUUUUUCGGGGAAUAUUAAUCUCCCUGAAUUAAAAGUUGUUGUACUGUUAUGUCCAGUCCAUACAAUAGUUAAACCAAUUUUCCGUUUAGUAGAUGAAUCUAAAAUUUUAUCCCCUAGAACUCAGGUUUCAUGACAUUUUCCCUACAUGAUAUAUUGGCUAUUCAAUUGGUUGAUUUCUCCUGGAUUA